GCGCCUGCCAUCAAGCGACCUCAGGCUAUCGCUACUAGCUCGUCCAUGUCCAUCGCUCCAUCUACAUCAAUCUCAUCUGUACCAUAGCGGCGCGAGCCAUCAUGCCUGAUGAUUUUCCCAACGCCAUGACCUUUACGUCCGGCGGCGUCGUGCGUCUGCCGCUCGUCCUCGCCGCCAAUGACACCGGCACAAAUGUCACAAACGGCACCGAGCAGUCGUUUAUGCAGACGUACGACACUGGUACCUUCCUCGCGUCUAUGUGGACCAACAUGGGCCUUGUGCUCCUCUGGUUCGUCCUGUGGAUCGGCCUCCGCCGCGUCGUCCGUGCUGUAUACGAGCCGCGCACAUAUAUUCCGCCACGGGAUCAGCAGGCGCCGCCGCUCGGCACGCACUGGAUCAAGCCGAUCUGGAAGAUCUUGAUGGCCGACCCCAAGGAAAUAUUGGAGAAGAACGGUGUCGAUCCAUACGUGUUUGUCCGCUUCCUCCGGCUACUCAUGAAGGCAAUUGUCCCCAUCUGGCUCAUCAGCUGGGUGGUGCUGCUGCCCGUCAACUCAGUUGGCGGCUCGUCCAGAUCCGGCCUGGACAUGUUCGCCAUGUCCAACACGAAUGGGAGACCCAAGCGGUACUGGGCCCAUCUGUGCCUUGCUUACUUGUUUAAUGGCUGGAUCAUGACGCUUCUCUGGCUCGAGAUGAAGGAGUGGCUCAAGACGCGUCAGGAGUGGCUCGUGUCGCCUAAACACUCGCGCACUGCUCAGGCCAGUACGGUCCUAAUUACCGGCAUCCCCGAGGAAUUGAUGGACGAGGAGGCGCUCGCGCGGCUGUACUCGUACCUCCCUGGUGGUGUCUACCGUGUGUGGCUGCAACGCGACCUCAAGGACAUGCCGAAACUUUGGCAGCGACGAAUCAAGGCGUGCCAGGGCCUGGAGAAGGCCCAAGUCGCUCUCAUCCGCACCGCCCAUAAGAUCGAGGACAAAGUCCAGAAACUCGAGGCGCAGAACAAGCCCGUCCCUGAGUCACUGCGCGCAACAGCAAACGGGGAUCCGGGCAAGUCGAGGACGAGCCAAAUCGUCCCCGACGCCCAGCGGCCCAAGAUCAGACUCAAGCCGUCAUGGGCGCCAUUUUCCCUCGGCUGGCUCGGCAUAGGCGAGAAGGUCGACGCUGUCAAGUACUACCGCAACGAGAUCAAGGAGUGCACUGAGCAGCUCACCGUCAGCCGGCGGCAGCUGGAGCGUGACGUUCUGAGCCCUGGCAUCGCCGACGACCACUUCAAGCCCCUGUCGUCGGCGUUCAUCUGCUUCAACCAGCAAAUCGCCGCGCACAUGGCCAAGGUAUUCCUCCCCUUCGGCGAGCCGUAUCGCAUGGCACACCGCUACAUCGAGCUGUCGCCUGACAACGUCCUGUGGGGCAACAUGGGCAUCAAGUCGGACUACGAGCUGAAUCUGCGCACCACUCUAUCGUUCCUCGUUACUGCCGGGCUCGUUGUCGCCUUCAUCUUCCCCGUAGUCCUUUCGACCUUCGUGCUCCCGCGAGCUGCUAACUCGUCCAUCAUCGGCAACGUCUGGGGUGUCGGCAGCAUCACUGUCAAGGGUGACGGGUUUGGGCCCAAGCUCCUCCUCGGCCUCCUCACCGGUCUUGUCCCCCCCAUCCUCCUCAUGCUCAUCCUCAUGAUCGCGCCCACGCUGCUGCGGCAGCUGGCGAAGCUGCACAACUUCACGAAGACCGAAGUCGAACUCGACGUCAUGGACCGCUACUUCGCGUUCCUGCUCAUUGAGCGAUUCCUCAUCCCCACCAUCGCGACGCUCCUCCCUGAAGGUGACAAGACCCAGGUGCAGUGGUGGCCUGACUUUAGCCAGGGCGCCUCCAAGGCUCUGCAGAAGGCCUUCGAGAUCCAGCUGCCCCAGGCAUCGACGUUCUACAUCACCCUGCUGUUGCUGCAGGUGACCGGUCAAUUCGUCCAGCUCUUCUCCCCCAUCACCCUCAUCAUCUACUAUUCCAAGGUCAUCCUCGGAAGUGGCACCCCACGGUCCUUCUACAACGCGCGCUACAAAAUGAACAGUCCCGAAUGGGGCUCGGACUGGCCCAACAUGACAGUGUAUUUCGUCAUCCUCAUCGUGUACAUGGUCAUCGCGCCCGUGAUCAACGGCUUCGGCGCCAUCCUCGCCGUCGUCGCCUACCACGUCUACAAGUAUCUGUAUUUGUGGGUGUUGGACCAGAAGUCCACGCUGGACACGGGCGGCGAGUUCUUCCCGCGUGCUGUGACGCACGUUUUCGUCGGCAUCUACAUCGGCGAGGUCGCGCUCACUAUCAUUUUCUUCGGCAAGGGGCGAGACACGCUGCCCCUCGCCAUUCUCAUGGUCAUUCUGAUUGUUGCAAGCGUCGCUGUACAAUAUAUGCUUGUGACGAGCUACCGACCGCUGCUGCACCCACUGCCGCUCUCGCUUGCGCACCUCACGCACGGCCAGCCGUCGGCCGAUGCCAAGGCGGGCAAGGAUGUCGGCGACGGGGGCUUCGAGGGAGCGGAAAUGACGCCGCCCUUCGGCGACGAAGACGCCAUGUGGGCGAACACUAUCAGCAAGGAACGCCCGGGGCUCACGCACCGCAAGAGCGCCGCGAGCAUGAGAAGCUGGCGGAUGAGCAACACGAACACACCGCGCCUCGGCGCUGUGAACUCCCCACGUGUUGCCGCCGCGAAUUCUCCGCGGAUCGGUGCGACCUCGCCUAGCACCGAGAAGCCGCCCAACGCGAACCCUGCCCCGCCCACCCUCGCGCUGCCUUCGCUCGCGCUCCCGCCACCCGUGUCAGCGCCCACCGACGACGUAGAAAUGUGCGACUUGGGGCUACAAAACACAUCCUCCCCCUCGGACGCGACGGACUGCACGGAAGCGUCGCGGGCGCCCGUGCUCCGCACACGCCGGCGGAGCUCGAGCGGCCGCCGCUCCAUGGCUGGGCUAUGGGAGGACCAGCGGCACGCGCGCGACGCACACGACUCACGCGCACACUGGGAGCUGCGGCGCACAUCGACCGCGCAGUCGGUGGAGGCGCAAGAUGCGGCGCAGUACUUUGCGCGCCCGGGCGGCCCGGGCGUCAUCCGCCCACCGGACGACAGCGCCGCGCCCGCGGCGUUCUUUCACCCGGCCACGCACCAGCCGCAGCCGAUCGUGUGGCUGCCCCGCGACGGACUGGGUAUCGCCGACGAGCAGGUGCGCCAGAACCGGCGCGAGGACGUCAAGAGCACUACGCGGAAUGCGGUGUUCGACGCCGAGAACCGCGUGCUGGUUGUCGGACCUGCGCCAGAUGAUAAGUGAUCUGUAGAAAUAGAGUUGUACGCGUGGUUAGUGCCAUGUGAUCAGGAUCUGAGCUUAGA
Molecule: messenger RNA, 3364 nt
Organism: Cutaneotrichosporon oleaginosum
Lineage: Eukaryota; Fungi; Basidiomycota; Tremellomycetes; Trichosporonales; Trichosporonaceae
Cellular component (GO): plasma membrane
Molecular function (GO): calcium-activated cation channel activity
Source: RefSeq, a predicted model, not a curated record